Dunckerocampus dactyliophorus (ringed pipefish) is the source of this 764-nucleotide messenger RNA. RefSeq names its product DET1- and DDB1-associated protein 1-like. Gene Ontology annotation, biological process: positive regulation of proteasomal ubiquitin-dependent protein catabolic process. Gene Ontology annotation, cellular component: Cul4-RING E3 ubiquitin ligase complex. Lineage: Eukaryota; Metazoa; Chordata; Actinopteri; Syngnathiformes; Syngnathidae. The transcript is spliced from 5 exons. The record is from RefSeq and is a predicted model, not a curated record. Bases 375 to 638 code for a protein of 87 amino acids.
UCCUUGUGUUGUUAACAACACGCCGUUCAAUAGAGGAGUCUGCGUGUACCUUUGGCCGAAAAAUGACCAAAUAUAAUAUACAGUUAAUAUUAAAAAAAAAAAAACGAGUACGAGUUUUGUAUAUUAAGGAGUGUGUUGUGGCGUCUUGUACCUUUGGAACAUGCUCUUCUGAAGCUCCACAACGCAUGACCUCGUCUCACUUGGGGACAAUAAAAAACAAAGACGACGUACUGUACACAUCAUAGACAUUAAAGGGAUUAGCUCAGCUGACCACCAAAAACGGCUCUCAACAAAUAAAGUUAUAAUAGACGGCUUAUUUAAUAAAUAACUUUACUUCACUUAAGCUUUAUAAGGGCAAGAAGACGCCACUUGACAUGAAUAAGAGGGAUUUCUUAAGGGAACUGCCUGUUUUUAACAAGAACAACUUCAGCAGGUUUCACCCAGACUCUAAUCGUCAGCUGCCUGUCUAUCUUCCAACCCACGAAUAUCCAUCAGAUCAGAUCAUUGUCCAAGAGAAGAUAGACAUCCUCUCACGAUAUUGUCUUCGAAAGUGGAAGUUUUUCAGAAUGCAGAAUGUCAAUAGCAGGAACAGGUGCAAGGGAAGACGUGGCCUCUCGGAAAAAUUAUUUGAAGAUUAAAGAGCUGAAUAGGGAUUCUUAAAAUUGUUGUUUUUUUCACAGAAUAUCUUGCACUUGAUAUUAUCUACAUGGUAUUUCAAUAAAUGAAACAUAACGAUAAUAAUUGUCUGCUGGCUUUUACCUUGC